AUGGAUUCACAAGAUUGUGUCCUAACAAAUUCAAAGCAAGAUAUCAGCCAUCACAUAAAGGGUAGCUCCAGUAAGCAUUAUCUUUGUGGCUAUUGUGCAGCCUUCACCAAUAUAGCAGUCACCUUUCCCAUCCAGAAGGUCCUCUUUCGACAACAGUUGUAUGGCUUGAAAACAAAAGAUGCAGUACAUCAGCUGCAAAAAGAUGGCAUUUGAAAUCUCUAUCAUGGAAUCCUUCCUCCAUUAAUGCAAAAAAUGACCACCCUGGCUCUAAUGUUUGGCUUGUGUGAAGAUUUUUCCUCCUUGCUCCAUAGUCACACAAGUGUACCUGAACUUCUGACUUGCAGCAUCGCAGCAAUACUUGCAGGGACUACAGAAGCCCUUCUUAUACCUUUUGAAUGAGUCCAGACUUUGCUUCAGGACUACAAACAUCAUGACAAAUUUACAAACACUUACCAGGCUUUCAAGGUACUAAAAGUAUAUGGGAUUAGAGAAUAUUAUCAGGGUUUGGUGCCUAUUCUGCUCCGGAAUGGAAGCAGUAACAUCUUCUUCUUUGGCCUACGAGGACCUAUCAAACAAUGUCUGCCUGAAGCAACUUCUUACAUCACUCACUUGGUCAAUGAUUUUAUCUGUGGAGGGCUGUUGGGUGCCAUGCUGGGAUCCUUAUUUUUCCCUAUGAAUGUUGUAAAAGCUCGCAUGCAGUCUCAAAUUGGUGGCGAAUUUCAGUCUUUUCCAAAAGUUUUUGUGAUGAUCUGGCUAGAACGUGAUAAAAAAUUGAUGCAUCUUUUCAGAGGAGCCCAUCUAAACUGCCAUCAUUCUGUCCUGUCCUGGGGUAUAAUCAAUGCAACAUACAAAUUUUUUUCUAAAGCUGUUAUGAAAAAUGUUACCUUCCUUUGA
Mesitornis unicolor (brown roatelo) is the source of this 894-nucleotide messenger RNA. Its product is annotated as solute carrier family 25 member 51-like. The record is from RefSeq and is a predicted model, not a curated record. NCBI's taxonomy places the organism in Eukaryota, Metazoa, Chordata, Aves, Mesitornithiformes, Mesitornithidae.